Centruroides sculpturatus (bark scorpion) is the source of this 809-nucleotide messenger RNA. RefSeq names its product protein dpy-30 homolog. The record is from RefSeq and is a predicted model, not a curated record. Gene Ontology annotation, cellular component: Set1C/COMPASS complex. Bases 86 to 442 code for a protein of 118 amino acids. The transcript has 4 exons. NCBI's taxonomy places the organism in Eukaryota, Metazoa, Arthropoda, Arachnida, Scorpiones, Buthidae.
GUGUAGUUUAUACUAUAGACAAGUUAGGAACGACAAAUAAAUUUACGAAAAAGCGCCACCUGAUAUCGUUUCUGUAUCAUACAAAAUGGCGGAAGAACAAAAUCCAGCAGCAACUGUUACAGAAGAAGUUGCAACUGAUAAUCAAACUUCAGAUAGUAUGGCUGCAAAUGCAGUUGUAACAGAUAAUGUUCAGAAAGUUUCGGCAGAAAAGGAAGUGGCCGUUGAAAAUCAACCAAAAAAACCAAAACUUGAUCUCCAGGCUUUACCAACUAGACAAUAUCUUGAUCAAACAGUUGUUCCUAUACUGUUGCAGGCUCUUUCUACAUUAGCCAAAGAAAGGCCACCAAAUCCAAUUGAAUACCUUGCAAAUUACCUGUUGAAGAACAAGACACAAUUUGAACAAGGCUCUCAAGCAGUUAAUGGGCAAAAUUCAAGUCAGUGAAACAUUCCCUUUUGGAUAUUUUGGUCAUUCUUUAAUUAUCGAUUCAACAUAUUUAUUUUUAUUUUUUUUUAUUUACGACCACUUUUUUAUACAUUGGUUUAAUACUGUUUAAGUAGAGAUCUUUUUAAAACAAAUCAAGAUCAAGAAAACGGUGUAUCGGACAUCCAUAUCAUUUUGUAACUCGUGAAGUGAAUGCAUUUUCUCUUUGAAGUUUAUAUACACAGUUAAAUUAGUAGAUAUAAUCAAUAAUGAAUAGAGAAGUUAAUUUAGAUAAUUGUAUAAAUAGUAAUAUGGCAUGAGUACGUGGUUGUUCUUAAAGGAAAUAAUUUAUAAAUCACUGCCGUAAUGUUUAUAUUAAGAAAUCAGU